AUGGGAGGCCUCGCCCUCCGCGUCCCAAGCUGUAAUGCCGGCCGCCGCGUGGAGCCUGCUCACCCUCCUUGUGGGCGGAGCGCGCACUUAGGAGCGGGCUUCCAGAGCGCCCCGGACGUGUCGCCCGGAGCCUGGGCGCGCAGAGGGCUGUGGUCGGGCCGCUGGUGGCGAGUAGCCCGCAGAGAGUGUGGAGCUAGGAACCGUGGCCGGCGCUCCGCUGUGCACACUGCCUUCCACGCAGAUGAGCGUCGUAAAAACACCAAGUAG
Molecule: messenger RNA, 267 nt
Organism: Rangifer tarandus platyrhynchus (Svalbard reindeer)
Lineage: Eukaryota; Metazoa; Chordata; Mammalia; Artiodactyla; Cervidae
Source: the annotation of a GenBank genome assembly